AUGACGACCAAUGCUUCCAACGACACUAAGCCUUGGCACGCCGCCUUCCCUGCGCCUAGAACGACCGAGCCUGGAGCAGUGUCACGUGAGGAGAUGUUAGAGCUUCUUAGGACUGCGACCGCAGGCAAGGACUACGUCUUGGUCGACUUGCGCCGCAACGAUUAUGAGGGCGGAACCAUCAAGACAUCGAUCAACCUCCCUGCUCAGUCGCUCUAUCCCACGAUCCCCGCAUUGUACAAGCUGUUUGAGACGGCGGGUGUGAAGCAGGUCAUUUGGUACUGCGGCUCGAGCAGCGGUCGGGGCACGCGGGCGGCUGGGUGGUUCCAGGACUACAUUGACAGCCAGGGCGGUGAAGUGAUGCGCAGCGUCAUCCUGCAGGGCGGCAUCAAGGGCUGGGUGGCAGCGGGUGCUGCACACACGGCGCAGAUGGACGGCUUCGUCGCAGAGGCCUGGCAGAAGCCGGUGCAGUGCGGGUAG
Microdochium trichocladiopsis is the source of this 477-nucleotide messenger RNA. RefSeq names its product Rhodanese-like domain-containing protein. NCBI's taxonomy places the organism in Eukaryota, Fungi, Ascomycota, Sordariomycetes, Xylariales, Microdochiaceae. The record is from RefSeq and is a predicted model, not a curated record. Gene Ontology annotation, cellular component: cytoplasm; nucleus. Bases 1 to 477 code for a protein of 158 amino acids. The transcript is spliced from 3 exons. Gene Ontology annotation, molecular function: protein tyrosine phosphatase activity.